This is a messenger RNA of Penicillium manginii, 1368 nucleotides long. RefSeq lists its product as uncharacterized. The record is from RefSeq and is a predicted model, not a curated record. The coding region runs from base 1 to 1368 and encodes 455 amino acids. The transcript has 2 exons. NCBI's taxonomy places the organism in Eukaryota, Fungi, Ascomycota, Eurotiomycetes, Eurotiales, Aspergillaceae. Gene Ontology annotation, molecular function: carboxylic ester hydrolase activity.
AUGUCUGUAUUUAUGGUGCUGUUGGUCAUUGCCGGUGUCGUUGCAGGAGUUCUCACUUCUUCGCACUCGCUUCCCAAGUCGGCUAUUAUUGACCUGGGUCUGCCCGUGUGGUUCUUCAUCCAGGGAGGUGGAUAUGCCGACAAUUCCAACGAAAAUUACAACGGGAGUAAGGUCGUGGAGAACUCUGGGCAAGACAUCGUCUUUGUGAACUUCAAUUACCGCGUCGGGGUCCUCGGGUUUCUUGCCAGUGAAGAGGUUCGUCAGAAUGGCGAUCUCAACGCCGGCCUGCUCGACCAGCGAAAGGCACUUCUCUGGGUUCAGAAGUAUAUUCAUCUUUUCGGUGGAAACCCCGAUCAUGUGGUUAUCCAUGGCGCGUCCGCCGGUGCUGGGUCAGUCGCGCUUCAUCUAGCUGCGUACGGUGGUGAGAAUAAGAAUCUGUUCAUUGGCGCAGUGGCCGAAUCCACCUUCUGGCCAACGCAGCGAACGGUCGCAGAUAUGGAAUUUCAGUAUAAGCGCUUUGCGAAACAGCUCGACUGUGACAGUUCGGAUGAUGUCCUUUCUUGCCUCCGAUCGGCCGAUAUCGACAGCAUCCAGAAAUACGACGUCGUAUCGCCAUUUCCUAAUGGAGGCGAUACCCCGGCACCACUAUGGUAUUUCCUGCCUGUUUACGAUGGCGGCAUUGUCAGUGAUUACCUCUAUAGCUCUUUCAAGCAGGGCAAAAUUAUCCAUGUUCCACUGAUCGUUACGGAUGAAACCAACGAAGGCACAUACUUUGGGUACAAUGCGACCAGUGCAGACGAAGUGUCGCAGUUCAUGAAGAACAAUUAUCCGAAGCUCAAUGACACUCAACUGAAUGCCAUCAACAAAGCCUACCCAUUGAUGGAUCCUCUUCCCAAGCAUGCGGCAUAUUUUCCCUCUGCCGCUGCUGCAUAUGGCGAUUCGACAUUCACCUGCCCCGGGAACAUGAUGACAGCUAGCAUGUCGAAGCAUUUCUCAUUUGAGAAGGUCUGGAACUAUCGUUUCAAUGUGCAAGAUCAAACGGAGAUCAGUGAAGGCAAAGGUGUUCCUCAUGUCUUCGAUCUAGCUGCCAUCUUUGGCCUGGGACAAACCAAUGCGCCUUCAUUAUCUUUCGCAAACACCAACUCACAAAUUGUCCCCAUCACCAUGGACUACUACCUCAGCUUCAUCAAGACGCUGAAUCCAAACACUUUGCGAAACCAAGAUGCGCCCGAGUGGGAUAAUUGGGGAAAUGGCACCGGACAAAGGUUGAAGCUCCAGACCAACAAAACUGAGAUGGAAAUGGUUCCCCAGUUACAAAUUGAAAGAUGUGCGAUGUGGAAGAGUUUUUCAGAUAUCCUGGAGCACUGA